AUGUCUAGCGCACUCCCAGCACUCGACCAAUCAUGUCUGUCGGCUUUAAAAGCAUUGAUGGCCAACAUGAAGGCCGUCGUCCUCCAUCACCCCGGACCCCCUGGAUCCCUCAAACUCGAAACCCGCCCAAUCCCCACACCGGGCAAAGGCCAAGUCCUCAUCCAAAUCAAAGCCUUCGGCCUCAACCGCUCCGAACUCUUCACACGUCUCGGAUACUCUCCGAACGUCAAACUCCCCCGCAUCCUCGGCAACGAAGCCGUGGGCCUCAUCCACGAAGCGCCCGGCGGCGAGUUCGAAAAGGGCGACGUCGUCGCGACGUGCAUGGGCGGCCUGGGGAGACAAGUCGAUGGCGGGUACGCGGAGUUUACGCUGGUGAAGGCGGAGUACGCGCGGGCCGUCCGGACGGAGUUGCCGUGGAACGUCCUCGGUGCCCUGCCGGAGAUGCUGCAGACGUCGUGGGGUGCACUGAAUCGGAAUCUGGGCAUCCGGGAAGGCGAAACGCUGCUGAUCCGGGGCGGUACGACGUCUGUGGGCCUCGCGGCGGCGGCGAUCGCGAAGAGUCAGGGGGUCGUUGUGCUGGCGACGACGCGGAGAACUGAUAGGGAGGGGUUGCUUCGCGCUAGUGGCGUUGAUCAUGUUGGUGUUGAUGUCCUAGAGCUGGUCGGGUCAACGCUCACGGAUUCGGUUCGCUGCGUGAGGAAAAGUGGGAAGGUUUGUCAGGUGGGGGUGGUUGGAGGGAACAAUGCGGAUAGUGCGGAUGAUGCGUUGCCGGAUGGGGCGACGUAUGCGUUCUAUGGCGGGGAGCAGGAGGAUUUUCACGCGUUGCCGCUGGAGAAGCUGCUGGGGCAGGUGCGGGAUGGGACCUUGCCGGUGCAGAUUGGGAGGACUUUUCGGUUGGAGGAGAUUGUGGAGGCACAUCGGGUCAUGGAGGAGAAUACUGCUGGGGGGAAGAUUGUGGUACUCACGUAG
Molecule: messenger RNA, 969 nt
Organism: Letharia columbiana
Lineage: Eukaryota; Fungi; Ascomycota; Lecanoromycetes; Lecanorales; Parmeliaceae
Exons: 3
Coding region: 1-969 (322 amino acids)
Molecular function (GO): oxidoreductase activity
Source: RefSeq, a predicted model, not a curated record